Messenger RNA from Culex pipiens pallens (northern house mosquito), 3118 nucleotides. It is a transcript of the gene vari, whose product is annotated as protein PALS2. Gene Ontology annotation, cellular component: cell-cell junction; plasma membrane. Lineage: Eukaryota; Metazoa; Arthropoda; Insecta; Diptera; Culicidae. Bases 183 to 2501 code for a protein of 772 amino acids. Gene Ontology annotation, molecular function: protein binding. The record is from RefSeq and is a predicted model, not a curated record. The transcript is spliced from 9 exons.
UUGCGUGUUUAGUUUUUUCAGUGUUAAGUUAGGGGAAGGAAGUGAAAAUUUACAUUUUCCACAGUUCAGUGACCGGUACUGGUCUACCGGUGGUCCUGGUGGCCAUCGAACAGGUUAAAUGACCUGUGGUUGCAGUCGGAAUAAGACGUAGUGCCGUGAAGCUCGGUGAAGUUCGCGAAGAAAUGGUUCAAUCGUACGAAGUUCGAGCUCGGGAAUCUCCCCACCGGAACUCCACCUUUGUGAACAACUUCAAGUCACUGUUCCGGAGAAGAUCCCGCAAGACUGGGUCCCCGAAACGACCGCCAGUCGUCAAACCCCAAGACCCAAAGGCUCCAAUAGCCGACCCGGAAGCCUCGGAACCGUCCUCGCUGAUCAGCAGCACCUCGUCGCCACCUGCAGAGGAGAACAACAACCAAAACAGCGGAAUAUCGAUUCCCGAGGACUCAAAUCGUUACGAGAUUAGGAAGCCGGUCAAAAGGAAGUCGGUGGUGGUUGCCCCGGCAGUGCGGCCACGAAGAAAGCCCGGAGUGCAGCACCGGAGGUCCUUCGGCCGGCGGAUCAAUAACCUGUGGAGCAGCUUCGGACUGCUGCGAAGCUCGGAGAAGAUUGUCGAGUUCGCGAGCGGUUAUGCUGCCUUCCAACAUGUCCGGGAAAACCUGGACGAUCUCAACGGCAAAUCCGAAGCCAACGAGACGGAUUUGGUGUUUUUGCAGGGAAUCCUCGAAAAUCCAGCCGUUACCCAAGUCAUUAAGAUCCAGGACAAGCUCGAAGACGUCGCGCCCCCGCUGAAGCCGGUCCGACUCCACAACAUCCCCCUGCUGCGGGAGGUCAUCGAUCGGUGCAGCCUGUCGCGGAACCCGCACGCCCGAGAGCUAGCUCGGAUAUUCCGCUAUCCGCACUUCCGGGCGCUGGUCGAAACGCACGACGAGGUCGGCGAAGUCACCGUUGAGCAGCUCAAGCACGCCCAGUCAUCGCCCGGAGGAAGUAGCCAGUCGAACGGAGGUUUCGACGACUCCACGGUGGUAGAUAGCGGCGGUGGUGGUUCUUCGCUGGUGUCCUCGGCGGUAACGACGACGGCGACGGGAAGUGGCGGCGGGAUGCCCGGGGAAACGAUCAAGAUGGUCGGCAUCCGGCGGAAUCCGAACGAGCCGCUCGGGCUGACUGUGGAGGUGGACGAGCACAACCAGCUGGUCGUGGCACGGAUCAUUGCGGGCGGGAUGAUCGAUCGGCAGGGGCUGCUCCACCCGGGCGAUGUGAUCCUGGAGGUGAACGGGUCGGCGGUGACGACGCCCGAAGAGCUACAGACUGAAAUCUCCCGUGCCAAGGAGUCCGUAACGCUCAAGAUUGGGCCGAGCAUCGAGGAGGAGAUGAAAUCCGCCCGGAUCAUGAUGGCCGGUGGACAGGUAAAGAGUGGGAAAAAUCUAGAGGCGGGGAAGAAGCUGACGUGCUACAUGCGCGCCCUCUUCGACUACGACCCGACGGAGGACAAUCUGCUGCCGUGCCAGGAGAUUGGACUAUCAUUCCAGCGCGGAGACAUUCUGCAGAUCAUCAACGUUAAGGACCCGAACUGGUGGCAAGCGCGGCACGCCGGCGAAGAUGGUCCGAUUGGGUUGAUCCCGUCGCAGGAGCUCGAGGAACGGCGCCAGGCUUACGUGCCCCCGGAGGCGGACUUUGUCCACAAGAUUAGCAUAUGCGGAACCAGGAUUUCCAAGAAGAAACGCAAAACCAUGUACAAAACCAAGCAGAACGGCGAGUUCGACAAGGCCGAUCUGAUGCUGUACGAGGAAGUUACCAAGAUGCCACCGUUCAAGCGGAAAACGCUGGUGUUGAUCGGGGUGUCGGGAGUGGGUCGACGAACGCUCAAGAAUCGCCUCAUCAACAGCGACCCGGACAAGUUUGCGUCGGUUUUGCCACAUACAUCCCGUCCGCCGAGACCGCUGGAGGAAAGUGGCAAAGCCUAUUGGUUCACCGAGCGGGAGGACAUGGAACAGGAAAUCAAGGAGAAUCGCUUCCUGGAGUUUGGCGAACACAACGGAAAUCUGUACGGAACCCAUCUGGACUCGAUUCGAGACAUUAUCCGGUCAGGCAAAAUGUGCGUCCUCGAUUGCGCUCCGAGCGCGCUGAAGAUCCUGCACAACAGUGCCGAGUUUAUGCCGUACGUGAUCUUCGUGGCGUCGCCCGGUAUGGAACAGCUGAAGCAGUUGUACGCAGAGCGUCGAUCGGCGCACGGGUCGCAGAGAAGUUUGCAGUUCGACCGGCAAAGCUCCAUCCGCUUCAGUUCGCGCCGAGCCAAGACCCUGGAAUCGCUGGCAUCACUGUACGAGGACGACGACCUCAUCUCGGCGGUCGAGGAGAGUGCCCUGCUGCAGCGAAAGUACGACAAGUACCUGGACAUGGUGAUUGUCAACGAGGACUUUGAUGUCACAUUCCGGGCCGUGACGGACGCGCUGGAGGCCCUCAGCCACGAGCACCAGUGGGUGCCGGUCAACUGGAUCUACUAGGGAGGAGGCGGAUCGACUUCCAACGCGUUACAGAUGUGUUCAACGUUGAAAUAAUAUACAGUGUAUAAGGGAAAGGGAGCCAUACAAUUCCUCAAUAGAGUGUUGCACGCUUAUUGCUGUUUCCAUAUCCAUGAACUAUUGAAAGUCAAUCAUGUUAACUUCAUAAUCUCCAUGUCGUACUAUUGGAUAAUCAUUAUCACUAGCCGUCUAUUAAGAAUACAAAUAGUUGUAAUCAGCGAAAAACGCCUUCAAUAUCUUCGAUACAAAAACCAUUUUUGAUAGCAUUUAAGACAGCGUUAAGAUAUUCAGUGAAUAGUGAAGAGAAAUUGUUUCGUCCAUUACUUUUAGUUCCGUAAUUUAGCUGCCUAGGGCAAGUUAGUAAGAUUGAUUUAAAAGUAUGUCGUCGAAUCUCCGAGAAAUGGGGGCAAACUUAUGUUUGAAGUGCAAACGAAUGGACGAUUGGUUUCGUUCCAUGAUGUAUUACCGCGGUUGCAUGCGAAUUGUUUUAUUUCUACCGGUAGCGAGUGUUAAGUUCAAAGAAUUGUUUAACAUAGUAAUAUUUGUUGUAGAUUUUCAUCGAUUUUAUGAAGUACGAAUAAAGUGAAAAAGCAACGGAA